CUGACAGCAGACAGACGGAAUGACAAACCAAGUACUAUGACCCUCGCUGAGCAUGCGCACCGAGGGUUAAUUACCUAUAUACAGUGGUAUCAAAUACCACCCAUGCAAUGACUCUGCCACUAACACAGAGUCACUAAGAAACUAGUUUUGUUUGCCUCCUAGACCUAUAUGUACCUGUACUCCUACUUGAUGCCAAAAGAAGUGAGGGAGAGGGUGGACAACAUCAUGGACUGUGAAGACAUUGCCAUGAACUUCCUUGCUGCACAUCUCUCCAGAAAACCACCCAUGAAGGUUCCUUCAAAUUUUGAUUUCCACUGUGCCGGAUGCAAAGCAAACAUAUCCAAAAAAAAGAACUUUUGGGAUGAACGCAGUGUCUGCAUCCAGUUCUUAACUCGUAUUUAUGGUUACCAACCUCUUCUCUACACCCAGUCUCGUACUGAUCCUGUGACUACUGAGAUCCCUUCAGUGAAUGAAUAUGGAAAAUGUUUAAGCCGACCUGACGGCGUUUAAUAGCUGGCCAUCCCCGCACACUUGUGACUAACUGCAUAGAUUCAUAAAACUGCUUACCUAAAAAGUGAGAACGUGUUUUGUUUAUCGCGGCCAUGUCCGCCAUUUUG
Messenger RNA from Geodia barretti, 617 nucleotides. The record is from the annotation of a GenBank genome assembly. Lineage: Eukaryota; Metazoa; Porifera; Demospongiae; Tetractinellida; Geodiidae.